This is a messenger RNA of Bipolaris victoriae FI3, 627 nucleotides long. RefSeq lists its product as hypothetical. Gene Ontology annotation, molecular function: adenylylsulfate kinase activity; ATP binding. The transcript is spliced from 3 exons. Gene Ontology annotation, biological process: sulfate assimilation. Lineage: Eukaryota; Fungi; Ascomycota; Dothideomycetes; Pleosporales; Pleosporaceae. The coding region runs from base 1 to 627 and encodes 208 amino acids. The record is from RefSeq and is a predicted model, not a curated record.
AUGGCGACCAACAUCACAUGGCACCCAUCCCUCUCGCGCAGCGAGCGCAACAAAUUCCGCAAGCAAACCGGCUUCACAAUCUGGUUCACGGGUCUCUCCGCAUCCGGUAAAUCCACCAUCGCCACAGCGCUCGAGCAGCACCUUCUGCACUUGGGUUUCGCGGCGUACCGUCUCGACGGCGACAAUGUGCGAUUCGGAUUGAAUAAGGAUCUGGGGUUUUCGGAGAAGGAUCGCAAUGAGAAUAUCAGGCGGAUAGCUGAGGUAGCAAAGCUCUUCGCAGACUCCUCCACAAUCGCCAUAACAUCCUUCAUUUCCCCUUACAAAGCCGAUCGCGAGCAAGCCCGCGCCCUGCACGCUGCCACCUCCGAUGCUUCGGAGUCGCCUCUCGCUUUUGUUGAGGUCUACGUCGACAUCCCGCUUGAAGUCGCGGAGGCGCGCGACCCCAAGGGCCUGUACAAGAAAGCACGCGAAGGCAAGAUUCCAGAGUUUACGGGCGUGAGUGCGCCGUAUGAGGCGCCUGAGAAGCCGGAGAUUCAUAUCAGGAGUGAUAAGAAGAGUGUCGAGGAGAGUGUGGUGGAGAUUGUAGAGUAUUUGAAGGCGAAGGGGUUGUUGGAUGUGAUGCAGUAA